Molecule: messenger RNA, 5937 nt
Organism: Syngnathoides biaculeatus (alligator pipefish)
Lineage: Eukaryota; Metazoa; Chordata; Actinopteri; Syngnathiformes; Syngnathidae
Gene: amigo3
Product: adhesion molecule with Ig-like domain 3
Exons: 2
Coding region: 892-2526 (544 amino acids)
Cellular component (GO): plasma membrane
Molecular function (GO): protein binding
Source: RefSeq, a predicted model, not a curated record
AGGGACAGGACGGGACAGGACGGGACGGGACGGGACGGGACGGGACGGGAAGCGUGCGCAAUAAGGGUCGUGGUGUGUUGUGGGAGUGGCUAUGCACGAGCCAGCCAAUCAGUCCCGGGGGGGGGGGGUCUGCCGACACGGUUUCGCAAAGGACAAUAAUGGUCCAAAUUUGUGCAAGCAAUAUUCGCAUCCAGCGGGUCAUUAAAAGCUGGAUGCCACCUGCAGUACCGAAGUGGGGGACUGCGACCCCCGCCCCAACUUUGACCGUUAAAACAAAACACGACCGCGGUCACGCGCUCCUCCCACUUUCUGCUCGCUCGCGCUCGUCGCCGGGAAGCCACGGUGGCCAUGGUAACGAGCACACGAAGAUGAUCGUGUCGCGCGAUAUGAUCGCCACGUGAUACGCGCCCACUCGUCGGCAUCAAUGUUUGACAAGAACAAAAAAAAAUUGAUUCAGUCUUUGCCCGCGUAUUUGUGUUUGCGCGUGCGCGCAGUCUGAAUGCGUGUGCACACGAGCACGAAGCUGGCGCAAAAUCAACGUGGAAAACGAGACCAGGCCACGACCCAGAGGGAGAAGGAAAGAAAGAAAAAGAAAGAGAGAGAGAGAGAGAGGAGGAGGAGCCAAGGGAGGAGCCCGUCCGCCGCGCGUCCCGUCGGCCCCCCACACGAGAACAAAAAGACCGCCGACGCCACGGCUGCUCAGAUCCUCUCGGCGGGGGGCGCGGCUGAGGCGGAGGAGCAAGAGCGCCAGGCGAGGAGGCGGCGGCCGGGCCGAAGAAGAGAUGCCCGCCCGUCAGAAAGUAUCACGCUGAGCCGCGUUAGGCGAGCGCAAAAGCUGCCUGCCCGACCGACCGACGCGCGUCUGCUGAAGAUGGCGACGACCGCCCGUGGAUGAGACGCGGCGACGAGAUUUGCGGCACCUACGCCGGCGUUCCAGAUGGACGACGCGUCGUACGCCGGCUGAGGGACGCUUUUGCCUCCACGCGAGCCACGAGGAGCGUUCCGACCGGGUUCUACUGGUUUGCGUCGGAGCGCGAGCGACGCGAAAAGCGCUCUCCCGGUGAGAGGAAGCGGACGAGCGCAAGCUACGCGAUGCGGGCACCGCUUCAGGGUGCGGCUCCCUGGACUUGCGCGCUGGUCCUGCUGGGCUGCCUCCAGCGGAUCCGGUCCCUCCGGGCCGGCAACUCCACCCGCGAGGGCGGCUGCCUGCGCGCGGCCGACAUCCUGAGCUGCGCCGGGCUGGGCCUGGACCGGGUCCCGGAAGACGUGCCGGCUCACGCCGUGACUUUGGACCUGAGCCACAACCGUCUGGCGGCGCUGCGGGGCCGCAGCUUCCAAGGGCUGGCGCAUCUGCGCACCGUACGUUUGGCGCACAACCGACUGAGCGGCAUUCGGCCGGCCGCUUUCCGGAACUCCUCGGGGGCGCUGCUGCGACACCUGGACUUGUCAUCCAACAGGUUGCGGGCCGUGGAGGGGGCCUACUUCCGGGACCUUCCGGGUCUGGAGGAGCUGCUGCUCUACGACAACCUGCUGGUGAGGGUGGAGAGCGACGCCCUGGCCGGACUGAGGAGCCUCCGCAGACUCUACCUCAGCCACAACCGACUCCAGGAUUUUCCCUUCUCGUCCGUCCGGGAGCACAGUCGGCUGGUUUUGCUGGACCUGUCCUCCAACGGCCUCCUCCGGCUGCCGCUGGAGAACCUCACCGGCCUCCCGGGUAGACUCCAGCAGGGACUCUACCUUCACGCCAACCCGCUGGUGUGCGACUGCGCCACGUACCGCAUGUUCCGCCUGUGGGAGCUUCGCGGCUACGCGGCGGUCGCGGACUUCCGGCAGAACUACACCUGCCUGAUGUACGGGGUGCGUGGACUCGCUGCGCGUUUCCUGCCCGACUUCCCCCAAGCGUGCAACACCACCGCCGUGACGCCGCAGUCUGGGGGCGUGUCGGUGAACGCGGGGCGCCCGGCGCUGCUCCACUGCAGCACCGCGCUGACCGGGAAGCACGUCACGUUCUUCUGGCUCUCCCCACACCGGGAGUACGUGGCGCCGCCCGGCAACAACGGGUCGCUGAAGGUGUUCGCCAACGGGAGUCUGGAGAUCCCGGCGGCCCGAGCGGAGGACUCCGGAGUCUACCGGUGCGUGGCCCUCGAUCCGGUCGGAAGGCGGAACGAGACGCAGGAAGUGCGGGUGACUGUGGUGACGCGGCACCACGGCAAAAAUCACGAGUCCUUCAACACCGGGUUGACGACCCUGCUGGGCUGCGCGGUCAGCCUGAUGCUGGUCCUCGUGUACUUGUACCUGACACCCUGCCGCUGCCCACCCCGCGACGAGGCCGGACCGGAGAGCGUCCUCGGCCCCUCCCCGCCCCCCGCCGAGGGCCCGGACCACAGGGUCGGCGCCAACAAGCACGUGGUCUUCCGGGAGCCAAUCAAAGAGCAGCACAACGGGCACGCGUGGCCGCCGUCGCCUCCGGAGGCCGAUGUGCGGCGGGACGGCGCCUUCCCGCACGCGGCCCUCGUGUUGCCAUAGCGACGGCACCCCGAGAAGUCUCGUCUCCUCGGGCCCCGAACCUUUGCCUUUGCCUUCAAAGUGACUUUUUGUCAGCCACGAACCAACCGCACCACACCGUGCCGGGACGGACGACCAAAGUUGGCUGACGAGCGACUUGGGGCUCGCCGUCGCAAAGCAAAACCUUGAAAGCGCGCCUGUACCUUUAAGAGCGUUUGCUGUAGAUGCCGCCAGCGUAACCAUUAGCACGGCUCAAAAUAGAAAGUCGUGAUGUUGGCUUUUGAUUGUGGAGCAGAACAACACGGAUAAAAACCGGGGAGCACUUUGGCUGUACGGGCUGCAUCGUCCCUGCACUACCUCCUCUUACAGUCUCGCUCGCUCGCUCGCUCGCUCGCUUGCUCUGUGCCUAAUAAAGUGCUUCUACCUGACAGCCUGCCUCAUUAUUUCACUAGCUUAGCACAGCUUAGGUUCGAGACUUUCAGCAGGGUGGAAUUGGUGAGGUUCAGAAUGUGAAUGAAAAUCAUCUUUCUUGACCCAGUUUGUCAAAAACAUGCAAAGAAAUCCGUUGAUGACGGCACGGAUCGGCGCCGACGACAUUAGCAGCUCCACGGUGAACUUUCCUGCCGCUAACUUGAGGUCCGGCCUUCAAUACGCCCCCCCCCAGGUGUGGCGUCAGCGAACCUAUCAGGAGCUGUGACCGCGUCGUCUGGGCUUGCCCGCCGUGGAUGUGGAGGCGAAACGUUGGACCUCAACGGAAAUCAAAUUCAAAUCUCCCUCUGGCCAAUGUGCCAUUUGACAAAAUGUAAUCAUUUUGGUGAUCCCGAGUGACCCGAAACAGGACAGCUUUAGUCUGAUUUGACAAAAAAACAAGGCCCUUUCCUUUUGCUGCUAUUUUUGUCUGCUUGUACUUUGAGCUUUCUCUCAUCAAAUAUGCGACUUGGAAACAUCGACGAUGACGCGCGGCUCUCGGGCGGCUUUGGCGGUCAUCUGAGGCCAGCGCCCCCAUUUUCUGCAGUAUUUCUCCAGCUUUUUGCAUUCCUUUUUCCACUCAAGAUCGCUCUGACGACCGCUGUCUUUUGAGCGCGAGUUUGUCAGCCCGGAUCGGGAAGUCCCGCAGGAUCUCGGCACGGCUGUCCUCAAUAACCUCGCGCUCCGUAUUACGUUUGAAAGUAUAUCGAGGUUCCGGCGCACUCCUCCCGCCUUCAUUGUACCGGCCAAGCCGCCGUCUCCGGGGUCCCGUCCGGCGCGGGAGACGCCGGACUCUGCCGAUCUUGUGCUUGGGCUUCUCUCCGUCUUCCUCGUGCAAUUCUAUUGUAUACGCACGCGGACGCGCGGUUCAAAUCAGACUCAAGCGCUCCGGUUUCAGGUCACUCGGGAUCACCAAAAGGAUUUCGGUUUGUUAAUACGUCUCGAAUUUCUUCCACAGUCCGGGUCAGAACGGAAGGCGGACCCGCCAAGUGGACUUCUGAGAGAGGCAACGCGACCACUUGCAGCCUAUUAACCAUUCGACCUGAAAGCUUUUGCUUCUUAAUCAAUAAAUGAUCUCAUCUCCCUCAGCGUUGCCUUCGCAAGAGCGCUUGUCCCCCUGACUCGGGUCGCUUUCGGGCGUGGCCCAGCCCAGCCCGACUUUGGGCAAGAGGGGCUGUAGACCCUCAAAUGGUGGCCAAAUACCUCCGUCAAGAAAGAAGAGCAGAGGGCAAAAUCGAUCGGCUAUCGAUCGGGCGCUUCGACGGGAGGUCGACUCGUUCGUCGGCAGCGGGCGAGGAGGUUUCGGAUUUCGGGACGGGCUACGUCCUGAAAUGAGAUCCUGCCCACAGAGUGCAAAUCAAUAACGGGACCGAGAAAAAAAGCGCCGUAGUCAUCCAUUUCUUUUCUGGCCCUCAGGUGUACGCUUCUUUGCAUUUUCCGCUAAUAAAGCACAAAAAUCACACACUAGGAGGCGUGGCAAUUUCCACGAGGGACCCGCUCGCUAAUCCUAAAUCGAGGGUUCAUCCCUCACCCGAGACGAAGGCCUCGCUUCUUCACGUCCACAAGAAUGUUUGUUUUGACGGUAGAAAAAGGCGCUGAGCGCAAGGCCCAUCCCGACACACUUUUCAUUGGUUGCGACAUCGAUGUGCCAAAAUGUCAAGCAGUGAGAAGCGGCUCCCGUCUCAAAGACGAGCUUCAAAAGCAGCAACGUGACACACACGAGCGGUUCUGCUGCUCUUCUCGCCAGUAAUCUUUCCACUUGUGAGUAAUUGUCACGUUCGAACUUUGCCCCGUGCGAGCUGACUGGUGCAAAAGUUUGACUGAAACUUGUUCAAGUUCUAUUGCUGAAGUCAAAAUCCCGACGUUUCUUGAGCACAUUUUCACUUAAGGGCCGCUUUUGUUUUCCCACACAGCAAAGAUUCAUUUCAAACUCGCACGUUUACAAAGUCUCCUUUUUAAAAAAAAAAGUGCACGCAUACCAAACAGAUACGCGGAAAUACGCGCGUAGCCGACCGGACGGAUGCGAGGCCCCGAGGAAUCCGUAUCAGGAUCAAUAAGAAUCUGCCGUGACGGGAUGGCGCAAUGAAAAUUUCUUGAUGGACUUCGAUCGGGCCAAAGAGGAGCUCGGACGCCAGGAAUGGCCGCCAGCUACGCGUGCGCGUGCAUGAAAAAGCAGCAGCAGCAGCAGCAGCAGCGGCGGCGGCAUUACUUCUGCAUUUUUUUUCCCCCCACUCUCGCGCAACGCAAAGCGACACUUUUGCUAUUGGGAUUCAAUAUAGAGGCGACUCGUGUGGCAAAGAGAAGCGUCCAGAAAUGCCACUCGAGACUUGACAGACGCAAUCAUUUCCUGGCUUUCCCGCUCUCAGGUCUGCAAAAAUGGAAAGAAACCACCUGCAGGACAAGAGCGCGGAUGGCCUCAUCUAGCGUCAGCACUUCCACGGGACCGACUUUAUCCACACCGUCACGUUCACUUUCAUAAACAAAGAGCGACGGCUGCCAGGCCCACUUAAAGCCAACGAGGGUUCAGCGUCUUGCCCGAGGACACUUGGGUGGAAUUCCAAACAGGGUGACUUGCGACCGCCCGUGGGCGUCACAUCAGCUUUUUCCAUCGUUGAGUGAAAAGGGAAGACGCUGAUGUCAGCAGGCUGCAACGCUUACGCUUCAGCGCUAAUGUUGCCGUAAUUCAAUUUCCCGCGCGCCGCAUCACGUUGAGGCGCCACGGCAACAGCAAACGCACGCGCUCUGUUUUGCGUGCCUUGCGCUCUCUCCCCAACGGCGAAGGCACAUUAUGAAGGAACGCAGCGGCCGCCGUUAGCGUGAGUAGGAUUUGCCCACGGCGACGCCCGUAAAGGGGGUCGGCGGCAUUGGCGCUUGGCGACAGUCGCGCGCGCGCGCGCACUGACGCAAAAGCCACACGCUGGACUUUUACAUACGAUGCUACGUACACACACACACACACACACA